This is a messenger RNA of Neogale vison (American mink), 2504 nucleotides long. It is a transcript of the gene RINL, whose product is annotated as Ras and Rab interactor like. NCBI's taxonomy places the organism in Eukaryota, Metazoa, Chordata, Mammalia, Carnivora, Mustelidae. Gene Ontology annotation, molecular function: guanyl-nucleotide exchange factor activity; small GTPase binding. The record is from RefSeq and is a predicted model, not a curated record. Gene Ontology annotation, biological process: vesicle-mediated transport. Gene Ontology annotation, cellular component: endocytic vesicle; cytosol. The coding region runs from base 180 to 1976 and encodes 598 amino acids. The transcript is spliced from 12 exons.
AGCCAAGAUGUUGACAGGGGACUCUGGGGGUUGCAAGACUCCCAGACUCACUGACUGCCAGAGUUCCUUCCUCCAAAGCCCAGUCACAUAAAUCCUGAGCCCCCGGGAAAGAGAAGAAGGUCGAUUUCAGAUACCCCCCAGCCCCGCCUCUUCCCCCACCCGCCCAGCUUCCUCUCUCUAUGAGGAACACUUUCACUUCCUGCUCCUCCCGGCCUCCCUUCAGAGAACAGAGGCCAGGCCAUGGCUUGCUGGCCUCCUGUGUCCUGAGGAUGGCCCAGCUGGAAGACGAGGCCUCUGCAGGCCCCAUCAACGGGGAGAGAUGGGUUCCAUCACAGGUGAAUGGAGCAGGUGAGACCCCCAUAGGGGUCCUUGGGACCCCAGAGCCACUCCUUCGCCUCUGGAGGACGUGGGGGGUGUGGCAGAUCCCAGAGCUGGAUAUCCAGGAUGCAGAAGCCCUUCUUGAGCUGUGGCCUCCGGGGAGCUUCCUGGUCACGGGACAUGACCCCAGUCAGGUCCUUGUGUUGAGGACAGGAGCUUCACCAGGAGAAAUCCACACCUACCAGAUCCAGAAGCUUCCUGGUGGUGUGUCUCUGGAAUAUUCUAACCUCUGCAUGCCAGACCUGCCCCAUCUCCUGGCCUUCCUAUCAGCCAGCAGGGAUGUUUUGCCCAGAACACUGCUCUUGCCCCCUCCCACUCUAAGGCCUGGAGACCAACAUACAGGUCCCCCACAGACUGGCAGUGUCCACCUCAACGUCCCGGAAAGGGUGCUCUCCAUGGUGAACAAGCUCUAUCUGGAGACUCACGGAGGGUGGGGGAAGGAGCAGAUCCCCCCAGAGACACCUCCAGAAACUGAAGAAAGACACAGUUCUGCCCCCAGGAACCCUGCUCCUCACCGGGUCUCCUGGGUGGAAGGCCCGCUCAGUCUGGAAGUACACCAUCCUGGGCCAGACCUGGCCAGCCUGGUGGAGGAAAAAGAGAAGGAGGACGAGGAGGAGGAUGAAAACAAGGACGACUACAAAGAUGAAGAGAAUGGCCCCGAGGAUGUGCUCACCCAUCACAUCCAAGCUCUGGCCAGGGCCCGGGGCAACUAUGUGGGCAGACAGUUCCAGAGCCUUCGGGCGCGCCUCACCUCAAAUGCCAGAGGCCCCCACAGGCCUGGGGACCCGGCCACAGAGCUGCUUCAGGAUGUGCGCCACCUCCUUACUGACCUCCAGGACCACUUAUCAAAGGACCCCGACGUCAGGGCUGUUUUUGGGAGCAGGGGGCCUGGGGUCCCCCAGAAGGACUAUGAUCUUGGUACUGCGGUGGAGGCGGCUUUGUGCCGGGCGGUGCUGGCGCCGUUGAAGCCUGCCCUGUGGGCGCGACUCCGCAAACUCCGAGCCCAGGAACUGCGGCGACUGCGGCAGCGACAAAUAGCCCUGCGGGUGGGGGCGGGGCCUCCGGGAUGCCAGGGGUUGGGAUUUGAGGGGCCGGGCCCAGCCCCCGCCCUGCGCAGUCGCAUCCACGCGCGCCUGGAGCACCUCCACGCCGCCUGCGCCCCACGCCGCAAGGUGGCGCUGCUGCUGGCGGUGUGCACUGACGUUUACGCAGGCCUGACUCAGGGGGAGAACCAAGAGCCCCUGGGGGCCGACGCCUUCCUGCCUGCACUGACGGAAGAAUUGAUCUGGAGUCCACACAUUGGGGAGACGCAGCUGGACGUGGAGUUUCUAAUGGAGCUGCUGGAUCCGGACGAGCUAAGAGGAGAAGCCGGGUACUACCUGACCACGUGGUUUGGGGCGCUGUACCAUAUCGCUCACUACCAGCCGGAUGCGGGCCGCGCACCCCAGGGGCUCAGCUCUGAGGCUCGUGCCUCCCUGCGCCAGUGGCACAGCCGGCGGACACUGCACAGACAGGAUAGGCAGGACCACGCUGGAGCCCAGGUCAGCCUGCCCUUUGAGGAACCUUGGGCAAGAGACCCUGUGCCCAGAGACCAAUGAUGACGAGGGGUCUCAGACCCUCCUGCUCCUCAGGCAAGAUUCCAGGGGCCCCAGGAUGACACCAGCUUCUAACCCCUGUUGGCUUAGGUGCAGGGAGGAGGAAGGGUUCCCAGGAACAGAACCCCCUCUGGUUUGCCCCUUCCCCCUGCCCAAGAUGGCUCCUUCCUAAUUCCCAGAAUCUGUGAACAUGGCCAAAGCGACUUUACCCAUGUGACUAAAUCAAGGAUCUUGACAUGGAGAGAUUAUUUUGGAUCAUUCUGGGGCCCCAGUAUAAUCUCUUUGAGUCCUUGCAAGAGGGAGGCUGGAGGGGCAGAGUGGGAUAAAGAGACGGGAUUUUGUAAGCAGAGGGUGGAGUGAUAUGGCUGGGAAUCAAAGCAGGCACCCUUUAGAAGCUGAAACAGACAAGGGGAUUUUCCCCUGGAACAUACCGAAGACUCAGCCUUUGAUUUUAGGCCAGAAGAGCUAUUUUGAACUCCUGACCUUUAGAACUGCAAAAUAAUAAAUUUGUGGGGGUUUUGACCUGGUAAA